Phlebotomus argentipes is the source of this 1193-nucleotide messenger RNA. It is a transcript of the gene Rbm13, whose product is annotated as protein MAK16 homolog. Gene Ontology annotation, biological process: maturation of 5.8S rRNA; maturation of LSU-rRNA. Bases 121 to 1068 code for a protein of 315 amino acids. Gene Ontology annotation, cellular component: preribosome, large subunit precursor; nucleolus. Lineage: Eukaryota; Metazoa; Arthropoda; Insecta; Diptera; Psychodidae. The record is from RefSeq and is a predicted model, not a curated record. The transcript has 4 exons.
UGCGAGUUUCGCAUCGGGCAACACAGUUUUGGGUCACACAACAAUUUCACGUGCAUGCUCUCGGGUUUUCACGUGUUUUUCUAGUUAUUUAUCAAAUAGUUACUACAAUUCUCAUCAGAAAUGCAGCACGACGAUGUCGUUUGGGGAAUCAUUAACAAAUCCUUCUGUUCCCACAAAGUCUCAACGCAGACACAGAAGUUCUGUCGGCACGAGUACAACUUGACGGGCUUGUGCGGCCGGUACACGUGUCCUCUGGCCAACAGCCAGUACGCGACAGUCCGGGAAGAGAAUGGGAUAGUCUAUCUGUACAUGAAGACAGCCGAGAGGGCGAUGUUCCCGGCCAAGAUGUGGGAGAAGGUGAAGUUGUCGCGCAACUUCGAGAAGGCCAUUCAUCAAAUCAACGAGAAUCUGCUGUUCUGGAACAAGUACAUCAUCUCAAAAUGCAAGCAGCGCUUCGUGAAGAUCACGCAAUACCUGAUACGGAUGCGCAAACUGAGGCUGCGUCGGCAGAAGCUGCUGGUGCCGCUGCAGCGGAAGAUUGAGCGUCGCGAGAAGAGGCGCGAAGUGAAGGCUUUGGUGGCUGCGAAGCUGGACAGUGCGAUUGAGAAGCAGCUGCUGGAGCGACUGAAGAAGGGGACGUACGAGGACAUCUACAACUUCCCGCAGAACAUCUUCAACAAGGCGCUGGAGAGUGAACAGGUGGAGGAUGAGGAGCAGGACGAGGACGAGGAGUCGAGUGAGGAGGAGAAGGAGAUGGAAAUUGAGCCAGAAGUUGAAAAGGAGUUCGAGACGGAAUUCGUGGAAGCUGAAGAUGAUGAUGAUGAUGAUGAUGACGAUGAUGAUGAGAUGGAUUCGGAAGCAGAAAGUGAAUCUGGUGCUCGAGAAGUUGCAGAAGUUGACAGUGAUUUUGAAUCCUCAGAGAAUUCGGAUAUUGAGGACAUUCAGGGUCCGAGUGGCGCCAAAUCCAGGAUCAAGGGACAAUUUGUUCGGGCGCGAAAGACGAAACCAAGAGUGGAGGUUGAAUAUGAAGUGGAUAGGGCUGAAGCGCGGGAAAGGAUACAUCAAUGAGGUGAGAUAAUGUGGACUAGAAGAGUUUAUUGAAUAAAAAGAUAUAUUUUGUAAAUAAGUGCGCUGUUGUUGAUUUGAAAGAAGCGCAAGGCGGGCAAAGCGUGAAAACUCUGAUGCUCCAACGU